AUGAGCGCCCUCCCUCCAGCACAUCCUCCCCGCACACCCUCCUGUCACGUUCUCCGCGCGCGCUCGCCCAGCACACCCUCCCGGAUCAUCCUCCCCGCACAGCCUCCUGUCACGUCCUCUCCGCGCGGUCUCCCGGCACAUCCUCCCGAAGCAUCCUCCCCGAGCACCCUCCUGUCACGUCCUCCGCGCGCGCUCUCUCAGCACACCCUCCCGGAACAUCCUCCCCGCACUUCCUCUGCGCGCGCGCCCUCCCCGCACACCCUCCUGUCACUUCCUCCGCGCGCGGUCUCCCCGCACCUCCUCCCGGGGCAUCCACCCCGCACACCCUCGGAGAACGUCCUCCCCGCGCUCGCUCCGCGCACUCGCCCCGCGUGCGCUCUCCCGGCACAGCGUACCCGCGCACCUUCCCCGCUGGUGGCCCCGCGUCCCCGCACCGAGUCGCCUCACCGGCAGGUUGAUUCCCGAAAACUAAACUUCGGCCACGGAGGCUCCCCGCGCAGAGACUGCCCGAACUGUGCCAGGAGGCACUGGGGAGCUGGUAGAGUCAGGCCUCCCGGGGGUCCCCGCCCGCCGGCCCGCAGCUCCUCCCAUCCGGGCGCCCCCGCCCACCCCCGUCGGGUUUCCUGCUGCGCAGCGGGCGACGGCGAGUGA
Molecule: messenger RNA, 651 nt
Organism: Rangifer tarandus platyrhynchus (Svalbard reindeer)
Lineage: Eukaryota; Metazoa; Chordata; Mammalia; Artiodactyla; Cervidae
Source: the annotation of a GenBank genome assembly